This is a messenger RNA of Paramecium sonneborni, 3212 nucleotides long. Lineage: Eukaryota; Ciliophora; Oligohymenophorea; Peniculida; Parameciidae. The record is from the annotation of a GenBank genome assembly.
UAUAUGAUGAAGUUCAGAGUUUUGUUGUUCAUUUUGUCAACACUAGGCAUCUUUGCUAAAGAUGUCACUAAUAUUCAUGAUUGGGUUUAAAAGAAUAUUUAAUCUUUGGAGAAGUUUAUUUAAGAGACUGAAAUUUCAAGUGAUGUUUUAUUAGGAGUAUAAAAGAAUGAUUAAGGCAAAAAGUAAGUCUAAAUAUAAAAGUAGCUAUUAAAAUUGGAUUUUUUCUACAAACCAUAAAUAGAAUAUAGAAUUAACAGGUGGGGAAGUUAAGAAGACUAAUGCCUUUGGUCCUGAAUCUUAAUAUUUCACAGAAACAACACAAAAUUUAGUCUUUUUAGGAACUUAAGUAAAGGAUAAAGAAUGGAUUAAAAUAUAAAUGAAAAAAAAUAAUGAAGAUUUUGAAAGAAUUGAUAUGUUUACAUAAGAAAACUAUUAAGGUUUCAGUUUAACAAAUUCUAAUAAUGAAGGAACUAUGAAUAGAUUAUUAAUUCUAGAAGAAAAGAAUGAGAUUGUAUCAUUUUAUGAAGAGAAUGGAAAGUCUAUAAUAUAAAUUUCAAAUUUAUCUGAAGGAUAAUACUUAUUUUAUGUUCUUUAUAGUUAAAAUUCAGAAGUUGGUGAUAUUGAAAAGUUAUUUAAUUACAUAGUAAAAAACGUGAUUGAUCUUGAUAAAGAAACAGAUAUAAAAGGAGAAGCAGAUGAAAAAGCAGUUCAAUAAGAUGAUGAUGAUGGAGAAGAAGAAUUAGAUGCAAAUGAUCCUGAAAGUUUGAAAAAAGAAGGAGAGGGUGAAGAAAAUGAGGAAGUUGGUGAAGAAUAAGAAAAAUAAGAAGAAUAGAAAGAUGAAGAAGUAGAAGUAGAAAAUCAUGAAGUAAUACCUGAGGAAGAUUGUCCAGGAGGUGAAGAAAAUGAUACUGUUAAAAAUAAAGUUGAUGUGGAUGGAACAACUUAAUUAAAAUCCCAAUAAGAUUCUAAGAAUGUCAAAAUCUAAACUUCAGAUGAAGGUGUUAAAGAUGAGGAAGAUCCAAAAGCUGAAGAAGAUGCAAAAGCUGAAGAGGAAGCUAAACCAGAAGAAGAAGCUAAACCUGAAGAAACAACUGAAGAAACAGUUGAAGAAGAAAUAAUUGUACCAUAAAAAGCUAGUAAAGUAGGAGGAAAAUCAAGUUUACCACCAAAAGAAGAUGAAUAAAAUGAUGAAAAAAGUGAACCAGAACCACCUUCUGAAGAAUAUUAGAAUUGUGCUGGAGAAGAGUUAGAUACAGUAAAAAAUAAAAGAGAUUUAGAUGAAAGUUUAGAAUCUAAAGAAAAUAGAGUAUUUUAGGCUAAGUAAAUGAAUAUUAAAGAUACAAUUCAUGAAGAAGAAGGUGAAGGAGAUGGAUAAACUAGAGGGGAAGGAGAUGGAUAAACUGGAGAAGAAGGAGAUGGAUAAACUGGAGGUGAAGAAAAAUCUGAUGAAACUGAUGGAUAGACUGAUAGUUAGAAUAAUGGGUAAACNUUAGGAACUUAAGUAAAGGAUAAAGAAUGGAUUAAAAUAUAAAUGAAAAAAAAUAAUGAAGAUUUUGAAAGAAUUGAUAUGUUUACAUAAGAAAACUAUUAAGGUUUCAGUUUAACAAAUUCUAAUAAUGAAGGAACUAUGAAUAGAUUAUUAAUUCUAGAAGAAAAGAAUGAGAUUGUAUCAUUUUAUGAAGAGAAUGGAAAGUCUAUAAUAUAAAUUUCAAAUUUAUCUGAAGGAUAAUACUUAUUUUAUGUUCUUUAUAGUUAAAAUUCAGAAGUUGGUGAUAUUGAAAAGUUAUUUAAUUACAUAGUAAAAAACGUGAUUGAUCUUGAUAAAGAAACAGAUAUAAAAGGAGAAGCAGAUGAAAAAGCAGUUCAAUAAGAUGAUGAUGAUGGAGAAGAAGAAUUAGAUGCAAAUGAUCCUGAAAGUUUGAAAAAAGAAGGAGAGGGUGAAGAAAAUGAGGAAGUUGGUGAAGAAUAAGAAAAAUAAGAAGAAUAGAAAGAUGAAGAAGUAGAAGUAGAAAAUCAUGAAGUAAUACCUGAGGAAGAUUGUCCAGGAGGUGAAGAAAAUGAUACUGUUAAAAAUAAAGUUGAUGUGGAUGGAACAACUUAAUUAAAAUCCCAAUAAGAUUCUAAGAAUGUCAAAAUCUAAACUUCAGAUGAAGGUGUUAAAGAUGAGGAAGAUCCAAAAGCUGAAGAAGAUGCAAAAGCUGAAGAGGAAGCUAAACCAGAAGAAGAAGCUAAACCUGAAGAAACAACUGAAGAAACAGUUGAAGAAGAAAUAAUUGUACCAUAAAAAGCUAGUAAAGUAGGAGGAAAAUCAAGUUUACCACCAAAAGAAGAUGAAUAAAAUGAUGAAAAAAGUGAACCAGAACCACCUUCUGAAGAAUAUUAGAAUUGUGCUGGAGAAGAGUUAGAUACAGUAAAAAAUAAAAGAGAUUUAGAUGAAAGUUUAGAAUCUAAAGAAAAUAGAGUAUUUUAGGCUAAGUAAAUGAAUAUUAAAGAUACAAUUCAUGAAGAAGAAGGUGAAGGAGAUGGAUAAACUAGAGGGGAAGGAGAUGGAUAAACUGGAGAAGAAGGAGAUGGAUAAACUGGAGGUGAAGAAAAAUCUGAUGAAACUGAUGGAUAGACUGAUAGUUAGAAUAAUGGGUAAACUGAUGAUGGAUAAACUAAUGUAUAAACAGAUGAUGGAUAAACUAAUGUAUAAACAGAUGAUGGAUAAACUAAUGUAUAAACAGAUAGUUAAACUGAUGUAUAAACAGAUAGUUAAAAUAAUGGUUAAACUGAUGGUAAGACUGAUGGAACAGAUGAAAAUGAAGGAGUAGAAAAUGGUGCAGAUUAAAAAAAUGAUGUUUAAUCAAUAAAAUAGUCAUUAAAUCAAGGUGUUAGUGGGGAAUAGGAAGUAAAAAAUUUAUAUCAUUAAAAAGGAACCUUGUGUAAUUUUAUAUUCAGAGUGUCAUUACACUGCAGAUGAAUUGAAAUUAUGUGGAACUCAUCCUAUGAUUCCAAACGAUAUGAAAAAUUUUAAAGUGAAAUCAAUCAAAGUGCCUGAGGGUGUUUAAGUGACAUUCUUUAACAAACCUAAUUUUGAUGAUGAGAGAUUACAUGCUAAAGCAGAAAUGGAAUGUCUUGAAACACCAUUAAAAUUGAAUUUACUAGAAUUAAUGAAUAAUCUAAGAAUGUCAAAUUAAGUCAAUAUAAACUCUAUAUCAGUUACAAAAUGA